Messenger RNA from Closterium sp. Naga37s-1, 1754 nucleotides. The record is from the annotation of a GenBank genome assembly. Lineage: Eukaryota; Viridiplantae; Streptophyta; Zygnematophyceae; Desmidiales; Closteriaceae.
UCCGCCAGCGACUUUUGUCCCAUCUGCUGGGUGGAGCCGGUCGCUGCCGCCCCAGCCAUCCGGCUGUCAUCCUGUGGCCACGUGGUGCAUGCAGCAUGCCCAAGAGAGAAGAUCCGCCAAUCAUAUCCCGGCCCCGAGAUUUCUUGUGGAUUUCUAUCCUGCCCCCUCUGCUUAAGUACCACUAUGGACCAUCCGGCACUACAGACAGAGCUUGCCGCCCCGCUGGCUCUGAAACGACAAGUGGAGGGGUUGGCAGAGGAGAGGGUGGAGGCUGGAGAUGGGGAGGAGGAGGAAGGGGGGCAUGGGGAUGGGGGGAAGGAGGAAGGGGGGCAUGGGGAUGGGGGGAAGGAGGAAGGGGGGCAUGGGGAUGGGGGGAAGGAGGAAGGGGGGCAUGGGGAUGGGGGGAAGGAGGAAGGGGGGCAUGGGGAUGGGGGGAAGGAGGAAGGGGGGCAUGGGGAUGGGGGGAAGGAGGAAGGGGGGCAUGGGGAUGGGGGGAAGGAGGAAGGGGGGCAUGGGGAUGGGGGGAAGGAGGAAGGGGGCAUGGGGAUGGGGGGAAGGAGGAAGGGGGGCAUGGGGAUGGGGGGAAGGAGGAAGGGGGGCAUGGGGAUGGGGGGAAGGAGGAAGGGGGGCAUGGGGAUGGGGGGAAGGAGGAAGGGGGGCAUGGGGAUGGGGGGAAGGAGGAAGGGGGGCAUGGGGAUGGGGGGAAGGAGGAAGGGGGGCAUGGGGAUGGGGGGAAGGAGGAAGGGGGGCAUGGGGAUGGGGGGAAGGAGGAAGGGGGGCAUGGGGAUGGGGGGAAGGAGGAAGGGGGGCAUGGGGAUGGGGGGAAGGAGGAAGGGGGGCAUGGGGAUGGGGGGAAGGAGGAAGGGGGCAUGGGAUGGGGGAAGGAGGAAGGGGGCAUGGGAUGGGGAAGGAGGAAGGGGGCAUGGGGAUGGGGGGAAGGAGGAAGGGGGGCAUGGGGAUGGGGGGAAGGAGGAAGGGGGGCAUGGGGAUGGGGGGAAGGAGGAAGGGGGCAUGGGGAUGGGGGGAAGGAGGAAGGGGGGCAUGGGGAUGGGGGGAAGGAGGAAGGGGGGCAUGGGGAUGGGGGGAAGGAGGAAGGGGGGCAUGGGGAUGGGGGGAAGGAGGAAGGGGGGCAUGGGGAUGGGGGGAAGGAGGAAGGGGGGCAUGGGGAUGGGGGGAAGGAGGAAGGGGGGCAUGGGGAUGGGGGGAAGGAGGAAGGGGGGCAUGGGGAUGGGGGGAAGGAGGAAGGGGGGCAUGGGGAUGGGGGGAAGGAGGAAGGGGGGCAUGGGGAUGGGGGGAAGGAGGAAGGGGGGCAUGGGGAUGGGGGGAAGGAGGAAGGGGGGCAUGGGGAUGGGGGGGAGGAGGAAGGGGGGCAUGGGGAUGGGGGGAAGGAGGAAGGGGGGCAUGGGGAUGGGGGGAAGGAGGAAGGGGGGCAUGGGGAUGGGGGGAAGGAGGAAGGGGGGCAUGGGGAUGGGGGGAAGGAGGAAGGGGGGCAUGGGGAUGGGGGGAAGGAGGAAGGGGGGCAUGGGGAUGGGGGGAAGGAGGAAGGGGGGCAUGGGGAUGGGGGGAAGGAGGAAGGGGGGCAUGGGGAUGGGGGGAAGGAGGAAGGGGGGCAUGGGGAUGGGGGGAAGGAGGAAGGGGGGCAUGGGGAUGGGGGGAAGGAGGAAGGGGGGCAUGGGGAUGGGGGGAAGGAGGAAGGGGGGCAUGGGGAUGGGGGGAAGGAGGAAGGGGGGCAUGGGGAUGGGGGGAAGGAGUAA